Messenger RNA from Drosophila bipectinata, 1258 nucleotides. RefSeq lists its product as uncharacterized. Lineage: Eukaryota; Metazoa; Arthropoda; Insecta; Diptera; Drosophilidae. The record is from RefSeq and is a predicted model, not a curated record.
UCAGAGCCAAGUAACGUCGAUUAUAAGGACUUUAGUCCAGUUCAUUCGAUUUCGUGGAGCACAUUUCACUCUUCUGGUCGUAUCAUUUUUAUUUUUUACUCUGGCAAAAUAAAAAUUAUUUAAAUUUAUAAACAACAAAUUUUUUUUUUCAAAUCGGUAUUCCUGGAAAAUCGAAUAAAGUAGUAACGAAAAUCAAAACGUCCCCAUCGAGCUAGCUCGGGAGUUGUCAAUCAAAAUCAGUAAACGUUUAUUUUCAAUCGAAAGUCGUGCUGCCGUGCGUUAGUAUACGAACUCUCUCCCUCACCUCAACCGUAUUAUACAUUUGUGUUAUUUUAAUCUAAUACCAAGUUUUGUGCGAUAAUAAUUCGGCUGCCGGUAAAAUCUGAAUUCUAAAUUCAACGCGCGUUUUAGAUUCAUUCUCAAUAAUAAACAAUACAACUGAUAAUUAUUGAGUGAUAACUAACAACCAUCGUAACAAUAUGCUGCGUCAGAUUCAAGUGCAUGCCAACUGGCAGGUUCAACUGCUCAAGGGUGCAAUGGGACUAAACACCCGCCAAUUCAGUGCACGUCCUUUUGGGGGCCUAAAGUUUUUCCAAACGAAGACCGUGACCGUCAAAGAGAGACCUUCCAACUCUAGCGUCGGCGGACCUGUUCGCUUGAUCGGCGGAUCAUCCAACUCCUUCGAUGACAUGAAGCACAUGCAGGACAAGAAGACCGAAAAGGAGAUGGAGCCAACUAGCGAGCAACGUCCACGCAGGCCCCUCUUCAACCCACUGAGCCGCCGCCACUCAGUUAGCCAGUCAAGAGUUCAGUAUAUUUACGAAAAGCAUCGCGAACUCGCCCACGAGGUCGAGCUGCGCAAACCGAAGGGCAAGCAGUUUGUUACUCGCCACUCGCUGCAUUCUGGACGCCAGGACAAGAUCAACUAGAACCACCGAAGGCAGUAGGAUGACGUUCUCCUGGUUAGCCGACUACCGUACUACCGGUUAACAGAUGCCAGAGUUUUAUUUGUUUUUUUUUUUGAUUACUUAACCAUCCGGAAUCCAUCCGGAAUACCGAAGCGGAAAGAAUAUAAAUCAAAAUCAAUAAUUUUUACCUAGACGAGACUGCCACUACAAAUGGACGUGGCAAAUAUCCAUUGUUAUGUUUCACAACGCUUUCGUUCAAACAGACAUGCGGAGCAAGACUUUUGUUUUCAAUUCAAUAAUGUUAAAUAUUCUGGUACUUGGAACAAAUGAAGCUAAAAUUUAUAGAACUA